Vigna radiata var. radiata (mung bean) is the source of this 1919-nucleotide messenger RNA. Its product is annotated as rust resistance kinase Lr10-like. The transcript is spliced from 3 exons. The coding region runs from base 21 to 1871 and encodes 616 amino acids. Gene Ontology annotation, biological process: protein phosphorylation. The record is from RefSeq and is a predicted model, not a curated record. Lineage: Eukaryota; Viridiplantae; Streptophyta; Magnoliopsida; Fabales; Fabaceae. Gene Ontology annotation, molecular function: protein kinase activity; ATP binding; polysaccharide binding.
UCAGAAACAGUUUGGACAACAUGUGGAGAGAGACAACAUUAUUGGUGGUACUGCUACUUCUAGUGCAUAAAAGUCAUGCUUGUCACCCUUCUUCCUGUGGAAAAAUAACCCACAUCAGCUAUCCAUUUCGAUUACGAGGCGACCCAGAAUACUGUGGUGACGAAAGGUAUGAGCUUGGUUGUGAGAAUAAUGUUACGGUGUUGUAUCUGAACUCUGAACAAUUCCAUGUUCAGGCAAUCAACUACGACAACUACACCGUGAGAGUGGUUGACCCUGCACUUCAACACCACAACUGCUCCUCCCUUCCUCUCCGUUCCCUCUCUCGCUCCAAUUUCUCUGAUACUUAUACGCAUCGCAUGGGUCCAUACCAAGCCGGUCUAGAUCCGGAUCGUAAUUGGGAAUCUCUGAGUUUCGAGCAUAUAGUGUUUCUGAACUGUAAGCAUUCAGUGAGAGAUAACAGCAAGUAUGUGGAGAGUGGUGAGUGCGUGAAGUGGGACUCGAAGGGCUAUGCAUAUGCAGUUACUGGAGACCUGAAAGCCGAGGACUUAGAAGUUGGGUGUGAUGUGAAGCUUGUUGCUCCCACAUCGUUGAGGACUAUGAAUAACCAUUCCUACGCUGCCAUUCACAGGACUCUCGCCUAUGGAUUUGAGAUUUCGUGGACAAAACUCGCCUGUCAGAAUCUUUGUCUACUCAACCGGUUCUGCUAUUUCGACUCUUCUAAGAAAAAGCUUCGAUGCGGGACUGGUAUUUUGGAUAUUCUGCUGGGAGUAUCUAGCAUACUCAGCUAUAUUGCAUGGACUUUGAUUUUAAGAGCUUUGAUAUUGGUGGUGGUGAUUGUUUUGCUUUUGGUAUGUAAAUGGAAGAAAAGACAUGCAUCAAUGUAUCAAAAUAUUGAAAAUUAUCUUGGACAAAAUAAUUUCGCACCUAUUCGAUACUCAUUUAGUGAUAUUAAGAAGAUGGCUGGAGGUUUUAAAGAGAAGUUAGGUGAAGGAGGAUUUGGCUAUGUCUUUAAGGGAAAGUUACGCAGUGGAUCUUAUGUGGCAAUCAAAACAUUAGGUAAAUCUAAAGGGAAUGGACAAGAUUUUAUCAAUGAAGUUGCAACCAUUGGAAAAAUACAUCAUCAAAAUGUGGUACAGUUAAUUGGGUUUUGUGUUCGUGGUUCAAAGCAUUAUCUCGUGUAUGAAUUCAUGUCAAAUGGAUCUCUCGAUAAGUUUAUUUUUUCAAAAGGUAGAAGUGUAAAUUUAACCUAUGAAAAAAUAUAUAAUAUAUCAAUUGGAGUGGCUCGUGGGAUUGCUUAUCUCCACCAUGGGUGUGAGAUGAAGAUUUUGCAUUUUGAUAUAAAACCUCACAACAUCCUACUAGAUGAAAACUUCCUCCCAAAGAUCUCGGACUUUGGAUUGGCAAAGUUAUAUUCAAUAAAUAAUAGCAUUGUCACCAUGACAGCAGCAAGAGGAACCAUUGGAUAUAUGGCUCCGGAAUUAUUUUAUAAUAACAUUGGAGGAAUAUCCAAUAAGGCUGAUGUUUAUAGCUUUGGAAUGCUUUUGAUGGAGAUGGCAAGCAAAAGGAAGAAUCUAAAUCCGCAUGCACAACACUCAAGUCAACUUUACUUUCCUCUUUGGAUUUAUGAUCACAUAAGAGAAGAGGAAAAUAUUGAAAUGGAAGAUAUGACAGAAGAUGAAAAAAAGAUAGUAAAGAAGAUGAUCAUAGUGGCCUUAUGGUGUAUACAAUUGAAACCAGACGAUCGUCCUUCAAUGAAUAGAGUGGUGAAAAUGCUUGAAGGAGACAUUGAAGACUUGGAAAUACCCCCAAAACCUAUUCUAUAUCCAGAUGAAACAGUGACAGAGGGUCAAACAAUCAACUCAUAUUCCUAAGUAGUUAGUGGAACUUGAAAAUUUUGUAAGAUUUGCUUUUAGUCUGAA